Thermothelomyces thermophilus ATCC 42464 is the source of this 792-nucleotide messenger RNA. RefSeq names its product carbohydrate esterase family 12 protein. The record is from RefSeq and is a predicted model, not a curated record. The transcript is spliced from 2 exons. Bases 1 to 792 code for a protein of 263 amino acids. Gene Ontology annotation, molecular function: hydrolase activity, acting on ester bonds. Lineage: Eukaryota; Fungi; Ascomycota; Sordariomycetes; Sordariales; Chaetomiaceae.
AUGCGACCGUGGUCGACUCUCCUCGCCGCGGGGCUUGCUGCCUCGGGGGCUCACGCCACUCCGGUCGAGGCCGCUCGGCGGGCGACGCCAACGGUCUACCUCGCCGGCGACAGCACCAUGGCCAAGACGGGCAACGGGCUUAUGGGCUGGGGCGAGUACCUCCCGAACUACAUCACGCUCCCCGUAGUCAACAAGGCCAUCUCCGGGCGGUCGGCCCGCAGCUACACCAACGAAGGGCGCUUCGCCGAGAUCGAGUCGCUGGUGCGGACCGACGACAUUGUAGUGAUCGAGUUUGGCCACAACGACGGCGGGUCGCCCAACUCGGCCAACGACAACGGCCGCAGCGACUGCCCGGGCACGGCCGACGAGAUUUGCUACUCGGGCAAGACGGGCGAGAUCGUCUACACCUUCAACCACUACGUCGAGGCGGCGGCGCGGAGCUACAUCGCCAAGGGGGCCCGCGUCAUCAUCAGCAGCCAGACGCCCAACAACAUGUGGGAGGGCGGCACCUACAACAACGCGCCCUCGCGCUUCGUCGGCUACGCCGCCACGGCCGCCAAGAACGUCGGCGCCGGCGCCAGCUUUGUCGACCACUUCCAGGCCGUCGGCGCCAUGUUCCUGCGCCUCGGCAACGCGGCCACCAACGGCCUCUACCCGCAGGACCACACCCACACCAGCCCCGAGGGCGCCGACUUGGUCGCUCAGGCCUUCGUGCAGGCCGUGAGCCUCGAUUUCAACGGGACAACGCCGCUCAAGGAGUAUCUCAAGACCCCGGUGCCUCAGGUGUUCUAA